CCUUUGUUGGGCAUAGUAGUAUAUAUUCAGACUAUUAGCCUAUAACUGUAACAGCAGGAGAAGAUUACUUGGACCAGUGCUCAGUAAAAAAGGAGCCUGCUUCAGUCAGUUGAGUUUGGAUCAGGUGGGGUUCUGGAGCUGCAAUGCUUUCGAAAGUCCAGCCCUGUUUCCAGCUGCUGCGGAUAGGCUCCUCCUCCUCCUCCACGGACGCGGCGCGGGACCUGUACACGUUCCGGCCGGCGCUGUCCCGCUCGGUCUUCCGCCUGGGCCGCACGGCGGAGCUGUGUGACGUGGUGCUGCAGUCCACCUCCAUCUCCAGGAUCCACGCUGAGCUCCACGCUGAGAGGGAGGAGGAGGAGGAGGAGGAGGAGGAGGAGGCUGGGGAGGCCAAGGAGGAGGGGUGGAGGGUUCUCAUUAAGGACCGCAGCAGCCAUGGCACGUGGGUGAAUGAAAUCCGCCUACAGCCAGGUGUGCAGUGGGAGCUCUCGGAUGGAGACACACUCACUUUCGGUGGGCAGUCAGAUGGCGGAAAUCCAGAGUUUUACUUCCUCUUCCAAAAGGUUCUGGUUCGACCCUCUGACUUCGAUGCCAUCACUGUCCCGAAGGCUGGCUCGUUCUCCUCUGAUCUUCAGAACCGAAUCCGCACCAGCCAGGACCCCAAAACGGAACCAAAUUUAGACCUCUCCCCUCUGUCUAUAAACAAGGCCACUGUCAUUUUGAACUCCAUUGGAAGCUUGAGCAAAAUGAACGGGAGAUGUUGGGCAUUCAAGAGGACGGACAAGAACAACGCACACCAAAAUUCUGCCUCUUCUCUGACCUUCCGAUCCAUAGUCCCUCCCUCUACUCCCCCCUCCUUUCCCUCCGCCACCUCGGUCUCCUCAUCCAUGUCCGUGCCCCCUUCGUCCAAAAGCAGGCGAAAGUCGGCUCACACCGUCUUACUGGAGGAUGACAGCUCGGAUGAAACGCACAAAAACGGAGAGGCGGAGGACCGCCGGAGGAAGAAGGGGAGGAAGCGGAGGCGCCUCUGCAAGUCGGAGUCGGAGGUCUUCCGCCCGUGCGGGCCCAAAAUGGAGCCGGCUGCCAGCAAGCCGGCUGUGUGCAAGCAGUUUGAGCUGAAACCCCCGCUGAACCGCGGCGCUCAGUGCGCCACCAUACGGGUGAACCCCAAACCCGGACACCUGUUCUCAGUCUCGGGCCAGAGGCAGGGCUUCAGGUGGAACCUGAAAAUGGGCUCUGACGUCAGGGCCCCCCAGCUCCCGCCCAGGAAAGCGCUCCCCCUGUCCUCCCGAGGGAGGAGGAGGGCACACAGCUCCCCCGUUUACUCCUCCAUGGUGGUGGGUGGAGAGAACUACACCCUGGUCUCGCCGUCCCUGAGACUCUACGAGGGAGACGGUGACCGAGAGAGAGGGGAAUUCACUCGAUUACGCAUCAACAGCGGAAAACGCCGGGGCAGGCCAAGGAAGCACCCGCUCCCUCAACCGCGCCCGUGCUCUCCUUCGUCAUCCUCGUCUUCCUCCUCCUCCUCCUCCUCGUCCUCGUCCUCUUCCUCGUCCUCGUCUUCCUCCUCCGAGGAUGAACGGGUGCGCGGGGAGGAGCCCUGCGCCUCGGCCUACUGCCGGCUCCCCCAGCAGGACACGGUCCAGUGGAUCCAGUGCGAUGACUGCGACGCCUGGUACCACGUGGACUGCAUUCGCGGCUCCCGCGCGCUCGACACCAGCGCGGACUUCCACUGCGGCUGCCGGUGAGAGGCCCCCGCGCGCGGGUCGGACAUUCCUCAUCAUCAUCAUCAUCAUCAUCAUACCGCCGUCUGCAUACAGCCCAGUGCUGUUCGCCCAGUCCAUGCCAACCGGAAUUAGGCCCAUUGGCCAUUCUGACUAUGUGCUUUUGCAACUGUUUCUUUCCAAUCCUUGAUGGGACAUUGCCUGUGUGAUUUCUCGGGCCUGAGCCCAAUCUGUGUCCUGUGCUUGAAACUGAUGCGAGAUUGUUGCCUCUGACAGAUUGCCACUCUAGCUGCCAAGCGAGAGAGGGAGCAAGUGCCAUUUCUGCCGUUUCAUUUGGGGGGUUCAGUCCUAAGCUGAUGGUGAUGUCGGCUUUGGCAGUCUGAGCACAAGGACGUGGAACCAUUUCAGCAAGGCAGGGCUGUUAGACUGCAUGUUGCUGUGCCUACCACCCAGGAAAUAUUACAUCUCUGAAAACACCGUACAAAGCAGUACUUUGUCUGCCCUUUUAAAAAUGUGUUUAAUGGUGUUGAUUAUCUAAUGCUAAGACUAUUAUGACCAAAAAUGUAAUACAUUUGGGCAAUAAUCAGUUGUGGAAAAUCAGAAAACAGUAUUCCUCCCCAGUAUUUUGUUCCCAUCACCUGGAUUUGCUCUUUAGCCCAAUUCUUCAGCCAAGACGUAGAAUGAAUUUGCGAAAUCAGCUGGCUGAGUUCAUGGGUGGAGAAAAAAAAAACAUGACAGGGCAUCUUUUUUCUGACCCAAGGACUUUCCACACCUCGCAAUAAUUAGUCCUCCAAAUGCAGUAGAAAGUCCGUUCUGGCUGAAGUGUAAUACUGAUCACCAGCAACUGAUCUGGGAUUGGCUUAAUUGGAACCAGAGAUCUCAUCGGAACCCUAUCCAUUUUGUGGAGAAGCCGGAUCCUGAUCUGGCAUCAGUGUAGAAUCUGUCUACACCUUUGUAACUGAAGAGAAUAUCAUGGGUAGUAGAAGACAUUUGAUUUCCAGCACAGGCAAUAAUCUUUGGGCAAUAUGGGUUGAUUUACUUGGUGGUUUACGAAAAAAAAAAAAAAAAAGAGACUUCUUAUGAAAACAUUUUUACAGAGGGAUUUGGUGAAGCAAGAUUUUUUAUUAACUCUACUUCAAAUUACCUGUGAUCUCCCUUUCUAAUUCUGUAUUUAAUAUAUAUCCAUGUCCAACGAGCAUAUCAAUAGAUGUUAGUCAGUAUACAGUCCCCUCCAAAAGUAUUGUAACAGCAAGUCCAAUUCCUUUGUUUUUGCAAUACACUGAAUACAUUCGGGGUUGGGAUAAAAAGAUGAAGACGUGACAAGAGUUCAGAAUUUCAUAUUUUAUUUCCUGGUAUUUACACCUAGGUGUGUUAAACUACUUAGAACAUAGCACCCUUGGUAUCAGACCACCCAAUUUUUAGGUGAGCAAAAGUAUUUGAACUUAAGUUAAUGAAAGCAAAUAGCACUUAUUAUUUGGUAGCAUAUACAUUGCUUGCAAUAACUACAUGAAGCCUGCGAUCCAUUGACAUCACCAAACUGUUGUAUUCUUCUUUUGUGAUGUUUUUUCUUUUAAUUCUCAAUUGAGUCCUUUGUUGUGUUGGCAGUGUGUUUUCGGUCAUUGUCUUGCUGCAUGAUGAAGUUCCUCGCUAUUAGUUUGGACACAUUUCUCCAUAAGUUGGCAGGCAGAACAUUUUUGUAGACUUCUGAAUUCAUCCUCCUGGUACCGUCAUGAGUUACGUCAUCAAUAAAGAUUAGUGAGCCCACUCCAGAAGCAGCCAUGCAAGCCCAAAUCAUGACACUUCCUCCACCAUUCUUCGCAGAUGAGCUUGUAUGUUUUGGAUCAUGAGCAGAUCCCGUCUUUCUCCACAUUUUGGCAUUUUCAUCACUUAGAGGUUAAUCUUGGUCUCAUCGGUCCAUAAAAGUUUCAUCCAGAACUUUGGCUCAUCUCUGUACUACAAAUUUUUACUACUGAUAAGUGGUUUACAUCUUGUGGUAUAGCCUCUAUAUUGCUGCUCUCAAAAAGUCAUCUUUGAAGGGUUGAUUGAGAUACCUUCUCCCCUGCCCUGUGGAGAUUGUUUGUGAUGUCACAACAAUCGGGUUUUUUUAACAGCUCUCGCAAUGUUUCUGUCAUCAGCUGCUGUUGUUUUCCUUGGUCGACCUGCUCAAUGUCGGUUUCUUUUUCAGGACAUUCCAAGUUGUUGUACUAGCUAUCCCCAAUGCUUGUGCAAUGGCUCUAUUUCCCCUCUUCAAAAUUGUUUUUUUCUCUUCCAAAGACAGUUCUCUGGUCUUCAUCGUGGUUUAUCUUUUACAAACAAAACCUAAAACCAGGCUGGUUUUUAUUGUUUAACCAAUCAAACAGGACACAUCUGGGCAACAAGAAACACCUGUCAGUCACAUGUUCCAAUACUUUUGCUCACCUAAAAAUUGGGUGCUCUGAUACAAAAGCUCAUGUUUUAAGUUGGUUGAUAAAUCUAUAUAAAAAUACCAGGAAAUAAAAGCUGACAUUUGGAUCUGCCGUCUCAUAUACAUUCUCAACUCACCUCAACUCAACUCAAUUGUCUUCAGUGUAGGGUAAAAACAAAGGAAUUGACUUUGCUGUUUCAAUAAUUUUGGAGGGGACUGUAUAUGAAUUUGAAUAUGUGUGUUCACUUCGAUUUGAGGGGUCUGCCAACAAGAGUGUAAUCUGCUCAUACUGUUUUGGCUAUCAUGGAAAAAUAAACAUUUAAAGACA
This is a messenger RNA of Conger conger (European conger), 4453 nucleotides long. It is a transcript of the gene tcf19l, whose product is annotated as transcription factor 19 (SC1), like. Gene Ontology annotation, molecular function: protein binding. The transcript is spliced from 3 exons. Gene Ontology annotation, cellular component: nucleus. The coding region runs from base 144 to 1745 and encodes 533 amino acids. Lineage: Eukaryota; Metazoa; Chordata; Actinopteri; Anguilliformes; Congridae. The record is from RefSeq and is a predicted model, not a curated record. Gene Ontology annotation, biological process: regulation of gene expression.